Physeter macrocephalus (sperm whale) is the source of this 2133-nucleotide messenger RNA. It is a transcript of the gene KMT5A, whose product is annotated as lysine methyltransferase 5A. The transcript is spliced from 8 exons. Gene Ontology annotation, biological process: regulation of DNA damage response, signal transduction by p53 class mediator; regulation of transcription by RNA polymerase II. Gene Ontology annotation, cellular component: polytene chromosome; nucleus. The coding region runs from base 115 to 1155 and encodes 346 amino acids. The record is from RefSeq and is a predicted model, not a curated record. Gene Ontology annotation, molecular function: protein binding; histone H4K20 methyltransferase activity; transcription regulator activity. NCBI's taxonomy places the organism in Eukaryota, Metazoa, Chordata, Mammalia, Artiodactyla, Physeteridae.
GCGGCAGCGGCAGCGCUGGUGGCCGGGCCGCGGCGGCGGCGGCGGCGGCGGCGAGGGCGAGGGCGAGGGCGCAGGGCGCGCCGCCAUGGGCCUGGCCGGGCUGCAGGCAGGAAGAUGUCCAAGCCCCGCGCGGUGGAGGCGGCGGCGGCGGCGGCGGCGGUGGCAGCGACGGCCCCGGGCCCGGAGAUGGUGGAGCGGAGGGGCCCGGGGAGGCCCCGCACCAACGGGGAGAAUGUAUUUACCGGGCAGUCAAAGAUCUAUACCUACAUGAGCCCGAACAAAUGCUCUGGAAUGCGUUCCCCCCUUCAGGAAGAGAACUCAGUUGCACAUCACGAAGUCAAAUGCCAGGGGAAGCCGUUAGCCGGAAUCUACAGGAAACGCGACGAGAAAAGAAACUCUGGGAAUGCAAUACGAAGCUCCACGAAGGCCGAGGAACAGAAGAUCAAAGACGCCAGGAGAGGUCCCCUGGCCCCUUUUCCAAACCAAAAAUCUGAAGCAACAGAACCUCCCAAAACCCCGACCUCGUCUUGUGAUUCUCCCAAUGCAGCUGCUGCCAAGCAAGCCCUGAAAAAGCCCGUCAGGGCCAAACAGGCUCCCAGGAAAAAAGCUCAAGGAAAAACGCAGCAGAAUCGUAAACUCACAGAUUUCUACCCUGUUCGAAGGAGCUCCAGGAAGAGCAAAGCUGAGCUGCAGUCUGAAGAAAGGAAAAGAAUAGACGAAUUGAUUGAAAGUGGGAAAGAAGAAGGAAUGAAGAUUGACCUCAUUGACGGCAAAGGCAGGGGCGUGAUCGCCACCAAGCAGUUCUCCCGGGGCGAGUUUGUGGUGGAGUACCAUGGGGACCUCAUCGAGAUCACUGACGCCAAGAAGCGGGAGGCUCUGUACGCGCAAGACCCCUCCACGGGCUGCUACAUGUACUAUUUUCAGUACCUGAGCAAAACCUACUGCGUGGAUGCAACCAGAGAGACAAAUCGCCUGGGAAGACUGAUCAAUCACAGUAAAUGUGGGAACUGCCAAACCAAACUGCACGACAUCGACGGCGUGCCUCACCUCAUCCUCAUUGCCUCUCGCGACAUCGAGGCUGGGGAGGAGCUCCUGUAUGACUAUGGGGACCGCAGCCGGGCUUCCAUCGAAGCCUACCCCUGGCUGAAGCAUUAACCCCACGGCCCCGCCCCUCCCCCCUCCCUUCUUCAAUGGACAAAGUGCCCUCAAAGGGAAUUGACUUUUUUUUUUUUUUUUACACAUUUAAUCUUAGCAGAUUACUUCAGAUGUUUUUAAAAAAGUAUAUUAAGAUGCCUUUUCACUGUAGUAUUUAAAUAUCUGUUACAGGUUUCCAAGGUGGACUUGAACAGAUGGCCUUAUAUUACCAAAACUUUUAUAUUCUGGUUGUUUUUGUACCUUUUUUGCAUACAAGUCGAACGUUUGUGCUUCCCGUGCAUGCAGUCAAAGACUCAGCACAGGUUUUAGAGGAAAGAGUCGAACACGAGCUAGGAAGCUGGGCGAUGCGCCUGCGUCCACCCGAGGAGCCAGGACUCUCUCCCCUCCUCGCCCCCGACGUCCCAGUGCCAGGCGGGCGCGAGGAAGAGCUGCCUCCCCACGGCCUGGACGGGAUGUUCCCAAGCUCUUGUUUUCCUGACAUCUCGACAGGCGCACACGGAAGUGUAUAUUUUUUAAAAAGGUUUCACAGUAAGAUAGUCUUCCCCUCUGCUUUCUCGAAAGCUUACUGACCCGGUGGCUCACGGGCCGGGCCUAGAUUUACUCUUCCACGGGCUGCCGCUUUUCUGGGCACCUCGAAGUGUCAGGGCGGGGAAUCAAAGCAGAUGUGGGCAGGGACAAGCACUGCUUACCUAGCCCUGCCGGGCAGGGGUUCCCGAAACUGGGUUAAUUUCUUUAUAGAAAUGUGAACACUGAGCUUAUUUUAAAAAAAAAUAAUAAAAAACAAAAAAGAAAAAAAACAAACCACAGAAGACAACUUACAUGUAUAUAGGUCUUGAAGUGAGUGACGUGGCUGCGUUUUUGUUUGGGGUUUAUUUUUAGUUUGGCUUUUUUUCUCCCCCUUGGUUUUGUUUCUGUAGAAGAGAUUUGAGAUGGUACACUAUUCUAAUCAAAAAUAAAGUUUUGUAGUGCGACCAGAAA